Molecule: messenger RNA, 3138 nt
Organism: Dama dama (fallow deer)
Lineage: Eukaryota; Metazoa; Chordata; Mammalia; Artiodactyla; Cervidae
Gene: CREG2
Product: cellular repressor of E1A stimulated genes 2
Exons: 4
Coding region: 1-840 (279 amino acids)
Source: RefSeq, a predicted model, not a curated record
AUGUCGCGGCGCCGCGGCCGGCGGCCAGGGCCCCGCCUGUCCUGGCUGCUGUGGUGUGGCGCCCUGCUGUCCCCGGCCGCGGGCUACGUGAUCGUGAGCUCCGUGUCCUGGGCCGUCACCAACGAGGUGGACGAGGAGCUCGACGGAGCCUCCACGGAGGAGGCGCUGCCCGCGCUGCUGGGCGACUCGGGCAGCCUCUGGCAGCGGAGCUUUCCGGCCUCGGCGCACAAGGAGGACGCACACCUGCCUCCCCCGGAGGGCGCCGCCCGCGCCAGGCCGCCCCCCGCGCCGCCCGGAAUGUUCUCCUACCCGCGCGAGGGCGGCGCGAGGCUGCGCCCGGGCAUCGCCCGCUUCCUGGCCCACGCCAGCGCCUGGGGCUGUCUGGCCACCGUGUCCGCCCAUGAGAAGAUCCCAGGCCUGCCAUUUGGGACCUGCCUGCCCAUCAGUGAUGGCCCCUUCGACAACAGUACUGGGAUUCCUUUCUUCUAUGUGACACCCAAGGACCUCCUUGUGGCCGAUCUGAUGAAGAACCCCAUGGCCUCGCUCCUGCUGCCAGAAUCUGAGGGAGAGUUCUGCAGAAAAAACAUCGUGGACCCAGAAGACCCUCGCUGUGCCCGGCUAGUGCUCACUGGUCAGAUGGUCGCCGUGUCCCCAGAAGAAGUAGAAUUUGCCAAGCAAGCCAUGUUUUCAAGACACCCAGUGAUGAGAAAGUGGCCUCGGCCGUAUGAGUGGUUCUUCAUGAAGAUGAAGAUAGAACACAUCUGGCUUCAGAAAUGGUAUGGAGGAGUAGCUGACAUCUCCAGAGAGGAGUACUUCAGAGCCGUUCCAAGAAAGGCCUGAUGGAGGGAGAGGAAAGUCCUCGGUGCUUGCGUAAAAUGGAAACCUUUUACGCAGCGCCGCCGGAUAGCGGUUGACUGCUGUCUCUUUGUGGAAGGGUUCACAGCAGGCCUGUCACCCUGACAGCGAGCAGGACGAGAGCAGGUCACCGGGGACCCCUGUGCUGGCAGGAGAGUGAAGUGGCCGUUUGCAAAUCCCCAGAUCACACAGGGACUCCUCCUAGAGAGUCUGUUCACAUGCUUUCAAACCAGACUCACCUGUGUGGGAGCAUUGUCGGUUGUUAUAGUGACGUGUUGAGACAGCUGCUGUUCCAUUCAAACAAAAAUUCUGCCUGUAUGUACAACGUGAUUGUUUUGUAUUAUGAGAAUAUGUUUGUUGCUCGUUUGUUGCCCAAAGCCGUGUCUUGCUUCUAAGCUCAUUGCAACCACAGAAGAACUAAAUACGCGUCAGACAGCUGUCAUCUUGGGCUCAGGGUGAGGGUGCAGGAAUCUUUGUCUAUGGGUUACCAUCCUGCUGGGCUUCCCUGGUGGCUCAGUGGUAAAGAAUCCCACCUGCAAUGCAGGAGACCCAGGUUCGAUCCCUGGGUCAAGAAGAUCCCCUGGAGAAGGAAAUGGCAACCCACUCCAGUAGUGUUGCCUGGAAAAUUCCAUAGACAGAGGAGCCUGAUGGGCUACAGUCCAUGGAAUCAUAAAGAGUUGGACAUGACUGAGUGACUAACACUUUCACUUUUUCACUACCAUCCCUUUGUUGAAUGGCGGAUGCAUGCUUGAGUCUCACUUGCUAAAAUGCACUGGUCACUCAUGAAGCUUUCUCCCCCUGCAACGUGACAAACCACGUGAGAACGUCUGAGUUUGGUGCACAGCCCUGGUCUAGGUCAUGAUCAGGUCAUGACAGUGCAUUACGGGAGGGGCAGCUUCGGCAUCAGGCUCCCCAGACCCCCUCUCCUGGUGCUGUGACAAAGCGUCCCCUUCUCUUAGACACAGAGUGGUGCUCAGUCUGUGGUGUAGAGAGAAGAGGGGGAGAGGGAGAGGCUGGAAAGGAAGAAAAGGCCACAUAUAAGAAAAGGGAGGAAAGAAGUCAGUAGCUGAAGGCAUGCUUCCUGCCCAUCCAUGGGCCAGGCCCUCGACAGGAUCAUCUCACUGGAGUCUGACAACCAAGGAGACACAUCAUCGUUGCCACUUUCAAACAAGAACACUGAAGCUCAGAGAGCUGAAGUCAGCAUCCAGGACCUGACUCCAGCAUGCACGGCACACAGUGGACAGAGUGGGGCCCAAACAACGUCCAGUUCUAAGAACAAGACAAGAGUUCCUGAAAUACACAGGCAGUCACUAAAUCAGCAAAAUCUAUAAAGCGAUGACUGACCUAACUGUGGAUGAUUGGCUACUAUUUUCUACCAAAAAAAUAGAACAAGUCUCUGAAAUUUGAUUAUUACUUUAGAUUUUAAAUUUUCUACAAAUUAUACACAGGAGUGCCCACAUCAUACUUUUGUGUAUACCUAAGGCCUUCAAGGACCUAUGAGUACACAUUUGAGACCACUUACAUUUGAAAUUUAUAAGGGAUCUAGCAAGACCCAGUUUUCUGCCUUUUUAUAAUGACUCUAAACCCUCUUUGGUGGGUUAGGUAUGUUGUAUAAACAUUAAAAACACAACAUGAAAAAUAUAGGAAAUAUUCACUCAAUGUAUGACCAAAAAAAAAUAAUAAUAAUAAAAAAAUAAUUAAAAAAAUAGUGUUAUUAAUUGUUACACUUUUGUUUAAAAAAUUAAGACAUGAAGAGAGUUUGAGUUGUCGAAAUAUUUUUAAGUGCCUAUUUUAAGUGCUAUUUUAAAAGCAUAGUCAAAUACACAGAAUUCUUUAUUUAUCAAAAGUCAAGUCACAAAGCAUUCUUUAACAAUAGCAAUGUCUAAUAUAGAAGAAUAAAGUAAAUUUGAGGGUAAAAAUAGAGCUACCAUAUGACCCAGCAAUCCCACUCCUGGGCAAGAGGAGAGAAAACCAUAAUUCAAAAAGACACACACACCCUGAUGUUCAUAGCAGCACUGUUUACAAUAGUCAGGACGAGGAAGCAGCCUAAAUGUCCAUCAACAGAGAAAUGGAUAAGAAGAUGUGGUACAUGUAUACAAUGGAAUAUUACUUAGCCAUAAAAAGGAACAGAACUGUGCAAUUUGAAGAGACGUGGAUGGACCAAGAGACUCACACAGAAUGAAGUAGGUCGGAAAGAGGAAAACAAAUAAUGUAUAAUGUUACUUACAUGUGGAAUCUAGAAAAAAAUGAUACAGAUCAACUUAAUUGCAGGGCAGAAAUAGA